This is a messenger RNA of Clonostachys rhizophaga, 1413 nucleotides long. Lineage: Eukaryota; Fungi; Ascomycota; Sordariomycetes; Hypocreales; Bionectriaceae. The record is from the annotation of a GenBank genome assembly.
CCUGCUAGCCAUCGAAAAUUCACCAUGCGUCCCGAGCUCCCGAGCCCAUCUUCGAGCCUGUCUUACUGGCACCGAACCACUCGAGCAUUUCCACAUCUCAACUCCAACAGCCGUGAAAAUGUCCCGCCAUCCACCCGAUAUGUAAUCAUAGGCUCUGGUGUAUCUGGCGCACUAACAGCCUGGAAACUGAUCGAAAGCGGCGUGCCGGGACGAGACAUUGUCAUCCUGGAAGCCCGGGAGGCGGUUGGGGGUGCCACUGGAAGAAACGCUGGGCACGUCCGCCCUGAUGCGUUUCGCGGAUUCCCUCAUUUCGCUGCCCUCCACGGCCCCGAGCAAGCCCUCCAGAUUCUGCGAAACGAAAGGGUCGUGCUAGAGAAUGCCAAGAACUUCGUAGCCGAGAAUAGGGUUGAUUGCGAAUUCCAAUCUUUUUCGACCGUGGAGGUUUGCUUGACUCCAUCGUAUGCAGCCUUUCUAGCUGAGAUACUGGAAUCAUACCGCGCCGCCGGUGGUGACGACUCGCAUAUAAAGUUCUACGAGGCGGAAGAGGCUCGCGAGCUGACCAGAGUGCCUGGAGCUGUCUGUGCCUACGAGUGGCCGGCAGGAUCGAACCAUCCAGGCAAGCUGUGCCAAUGGAUCCUAUCCGACGUCAUUAAGAAGGGCGCUCGCUUGUGGACGCAUUGUCCCGCGACCAAGGUGACUGCGCAUGAUGGACAAGGCUCAAGCAAACUGCGAUGGGAUGUUCAUACCCCACGCGGCACUAUUUCCACCGAGACGGUAGUGCACUGUACCAACGCUUAUGCUGGUUACCUCCUCCCUCAUCUUGCCGACUUCGUCAUCCCUCAACGAUCGCAGGUUCACGCCUUUGUGCCGACGCAGGCCUUCUCAGGCGCAGAUGUUGCGAAGCGCUCCAUCUCGCUGCGGUACGGGCUGCAUAAUUUCUUCUCCUUCAAUCCGCUUCACAAUGGUACGAUCAUCAUCGGAGGAACUGGCGUCAGGAAUGCCGAGGACUUUAAUCCCGAUGUAUUAAAACGCUGGACUACAUUUGAUGAUUCUGGAUAUGAAGCAGCCCUUGCGGCCAACAGUACUCGCGAGUUCUUGGACCUAUCGUCUGCAGGCAGUCCGGCACGCCCCGCCCUUCGACGAGGAGAGGGCCUUGAUCAUGCCUGGACAGGCAUCCUUGGAAUGACGCCAGACAGUGUGCCGUUUAUUGGGCAACUCGAAGGCUUGGACGGGCAGUGGAUAUGUGCUGGGUUUAACGGUCAUGGUAUGGCUAGGAUAUUUACUUGCGCGCCCGGCUUGGUGAAAUUAAUGGCUGGUGAGCCCUGGGAGGCCACUGGACUUCCCAAGUGCUUCCAGUUCACGCAUGAGAGGAUCAAUAAGUUUAAAAAGCCAAAGCCAGAGAGUCACCUGUAA